Molecule: messenger RNA, 2487 nt
Organism: Kwoniella shivajii
Lineage: Eukaryota; Fungi; Basidiomycota; Tremellomycetes; Tremellales; Cryptococcaceae
Exons: 6
Coding region: 1-2487 (828 amino acids)
Biological process (GO): protein unfolding; protein refolding; cellular response to heat
Cellular component (GO): mitochondrial matrix; cytoplasm
Molecular function (GO): ATP binding; ATP hydrolysis activity
Source: RefSeq, a predicted model, not a curated record
AUGCUUGCGAGAAAACACUUGAUACGAACAUCACGACUUCCACUCGCUCGAAAUGGGUUGAUACCCAAACCCAUUAUAUGUCGACCGGCCAUAAGGGUCAUUACUGCUCCCUUGGCGAAUCGUGGAUAUGCACAAGGACCACCUAGACCACCGCCUGGAGGACCCCCCGGUGGUGGUGGUGGAUUUGGAGGUAUGAGAUUUCCCGGGGGAGGAGGAGGAGGAGGAGGGAUGAUGGGUCCUUCACAACCUGAAAAAGGAGAGACAUUAAGGCAAUUCUCGAUAGAUCUAACUCAAUUAGCUAGAGAUGGGAAAUUGGAUCCUACGAUCGGAAGAGAUGAAGAGAUUAGAAGAACUAUACAAAUAUUGAGUAGAAGAACUAAGAGUAAUCCGGUUUUGUUAGGUUUACCAGGUGUAGGUAAAACUGCUAUUUUGGAAGGUUUAGCUACUAGGAUCGUCAAUAAAGAGGUACCAGAGUCACUACACGGCAAACGUUUGCUCUCCCUUGAUCUGUCAAUGCUUUUAGCGGGCACGGGUGUUCGAGGUGAAUUCGAAUCUCGAUUCAAAGCCUUGAUCAAGGAUAUCGAAGAGGAAGAAGGGAACGUGAUCUGUUUCAUCGACGAACUCCAUACACUGCUGAACUUGGGCAAAGCGGAAGGAUCGAUGGAUGCUGGAAAUAUGAUCAAACCAGCUUUAGCAAGAGGACUUCAACUUGUAGGAGCAACGACAUUAGAUGAAUAUAAAAAGACAAUAGAGAAAGAUGCUGCUUUACAAAGAAGGUUUCAACCUAUAAUGAUCAACGAACCAUCUGUCGAAUCGACAAUAUCAAUACUACGAGGAUUAAAAACCAGAUUUGAGGUUCAUUUCGGUGUCCAGAUAGCUGACUCAGCUUUGGUCACAGCUGCUGUUUAUUCAGAUCGAUACAUACCCGAUAGGUAUUUACCUGAUAAAGCCAUUGAUCUAGUUGAUGAAGCUUCUUCAGCAUUAAAAUUAGCUCAAGAAUCAAGACCGACUCAACUGGAAAACUUGGAUAGAGAGAUUGUCACGCUUGAAAUCGAAAGGGAAUCAUUGAAAAACGAAGAAGAUCCAUUCUCAGUCAGCAGACGAGAAAAAGUUGAAGAUGAAUUGGAAACGAAAAAGAGUGAACAAAAGCAUCUGGUCGAAUUAUGGUCAACGGAAAGAGGAAGAGUAGCUGAAAUCAAGAAAAUAAAAGAACGAACUGAACAAGCCAAUAUAGAUUUAGAGAAUGCACAAAGAAAUGGUGAAUUUGAAAAAGCGUCAAAAUUGAGGUUCUCAACUAUACCACAAUUGCAAAAUAGAUUACCUAAAGCACAAGCUGAAUUAGCGUCUGAAAACGCUCAAGAGCCCAACAUGGCUGUGAAAGAUAGAGUAACAUCUGAAGAUAUAGCUGUUGUAGUUGCUAAAUCUACUGGAAUACCAGUAAAUAAUCUAUUGAAAGGUGAAAAAGAAAGAUUGGUUCAAAUGGAACAAUCACUCAAACAUCGUGUCGUAGGGCAAGAUCAAGUCGUUCAUUCCGUUAGUGACGCUAUCAGAUUAUCAAGAGCAGGAUUACAAUCUCCUUCCAGACCUUUGGCUUCUUUCCUCUUCCUGGGUCCGACAGGUGUAGGUAAAAGUGAAUUAACAAAAGCGCUAGCGGAAUUCUUGUUUGCGGAUGAAAAGAGAGGAUUAAUCCAAUUGAAUAUGUCUGAAUUCCACGAUAAACAUACUGUUUCGAGAUUGAUUGGAGCCACAGCUGGAUUUGUAGGAUACGAAGAAGGCGGUCAAUUGACAGAAGCAGUACGACGAAGACCAUACGCAGUCGUCGUGUUUGAUGAAAUCGAAAAAGCUCAUCCGGACGUAGCGAAUAUUCUACUUCAAAUUUUAGAUGAAGGUUGUUUGACUGAUGGUCAAGGAAGGCAAGUGAAUUUUAAGAAUACCAUCAUCUGUUUAACAUCGAAUCUUGGUUCAGAAGCAUUAUACGAAUCCGAUGCAUGUCAUCCAGAUGGAUCGAUAACAGAAUCGACUCGAUCAGAAGUAUUAAAUUCGGUAGGAAGGUUCUUCAAACCUGAAUUAAUCAAUCGAUUAGAUGAAUUAUUAGUGUUCAACAAAUUACCUCCUUCAAUCAUUUUAGAUAUAAUACAACUCCGUUUGAAAGAGUUACAAUCUCGAUUGGAUUCAAGAAGGAUUACCUUGGACGUAAGAGAAGAAGCCAAAAUCUUCUUGGCGAACAGAGGUUAUUCAGAACAAUUUGGUGCGAGAGCUGUUCAAAGGGUCAUUAGAGAUAGAGUGGUAACUAAAGUAGCUAGUAAAUUGUUACAAGGUGAAAUCAAGGACGGAGAGAUAGUCACUGUCGAUCUGAAAGACGAUGAAAUACCUACCGGACAUUUUCGUCCUGAAUCGAGACCACUGGAAAUACUCGAAGAUGGAAUUGAGGAAAUAUCAGAAGAGGGACAAGGUGAUGAUAAACCUAGAAGAGUAGUUUAUGGUUGA